CCCGGAGAGGGGGAUUGUCCGCCACCAGGUCCCGUAAACGCCGCUCGUUAACCGCGAUGUUUGCCGAGGAUUAACACAAGCAGAGGGGGGUGGCCAUCUGUGAGUGGAUGCGGCCGGCUCAAGUGUGCAACAAGCGGGAUAGAGACGGUCGCAACACGGGGCCAACGACCAAACAAUGGAUCUAACUUUUGUCCUGUCAGCUGUUAUCUUCACGCUGCUCGCCAUCGUGGUCGCGACGUCGCUGUUCAGCGGCUCCUCGCCCGCAGCCGACUUAUUUGCGAGUUAUUUCGGACGCGGUGCAGCCGGAGGAUCGGAUCAGCCGGAGCCGAGGUACAACGGGCAUUUGCCGGACAACAAGAAGAAGAAGAAGCCGCAGAGGGCGGAGGACGACUGGUGUGAGAUCAGCGGGAGCUCGCAUGACCACUGGGAUGUAGUGAAAUCUGUGCUUUCAGGCGAGGCAUAUCCUCAACCUCACACUGAAGUUGAGCACUCCUCCAUAUCCAGCCUGUCCGUCCCCAGGCCUGGAUCCAGGCACACAAACUUAGAGAAAGACUCGCUGUCCGAGGCCUCGUCGGGGAUGAGCCGCAGGUCAUUCAUCGGGCUCUCUGAUAAGCAGCUCCUAAAGUGUGCUUUCUCACACCCCCAGACUGAAGGAGCCACAGAGAGCCCGGAGAUCAACGAUAAAGUGGAAUCGAACGCAGACGAUUCCUUGAAGUACGUCCCCGGAAAGGCGCGAACCCACCACUUGCAAAAGAUGAUGUCCACAGAGGAGCUGGAGGAGGAGCGGAGGGUGCAACGUGAGCAGCUGGCCGCCAUCUUCCAGCUGCUAAAGGACAACCAGGAGACGUUUGGUCACGUGUCUGAUGGAGACAUGGAGGACCAGCUCAGACUCUACUCCAUCUGAGACUCAUCUUUUGUGUUUUUUCGGAUUCACCCUCUGACGACGCUCUUGUAACCUACUGAAAAGACUACUCGGCACAAAAUGCUUGAAUAAACUUAUUCACAGUAUUCAAAACAAGAUCUACUGUCCACCCGACAACCGUUCACAUGUGUGUUUCAGUAGGAUGUACUUUGUUUGAAUCGUGUUGUAUCUUUGCUGUUUCAGUCCACCUGUCUCAUGAAGACGAAAACCCAAAGCAGCUGGAUAUCUUGCAUCAUAGAACAUGAUUUUCUAGCUAUAUGUAAAUAAAGUAGAUAAAGGAUUAUUGUUUCUAUUAGUUUUAUAUUAUAAUACAAUCAACUUUUUUGUAUUCAAUGUUAUCAUUAAAUGUGUAAAGGGUACAAAUCCUGCAAAGUUACUUCUAUUGUGUAAUGUACCAUUGGGAAUGUGUUUUGUGGGGUUGAGGUUUUAUCAUGCAAGUUAUUUAACUGUACUGUAGCCCUGCCCAUCUCUUGCAUUUAAAAUGACUCCCACCUGUCUAUGUACUAGUAAUACCAGGGGUGAAAACAAACCUGUCAGUGUUUAAUCAAAGAUUAUAGUUUCCAGGUCUCAGACUCAGGAAUGGCAAUCCAAACUCCCAGGGCAUUUUAUUUCCUGCUUGUGAUCUCAUUUUGCAUUGGAGUCUUUGUUCUUUCAUUGGGACUAUCAAUCAACAGGUAAGUUGUAUUUAGAAUUACUUAAGGGAAAGGACAGGAUGUUAACUUUUAUCUAUUUUCUGGUUAAGUAGUUUUAAUUUUGUUUUCAAAGAAAUGUGUAUUGGUACAUUUCCAGGUACAGGACUAUAACUGAAUUAACUUACAACGGUGUCUUGCUAAUACUUGUGUCAUUCGUUAUCUAUCUAUCGUUCUUUUGUCAAAUGUCCAUAUCAGAUGGAACACUUUCUCAGGACAAACCAGUCAAGCCAAUGAGGAAAUGGUUGACUUCGGGGAUGUAAAAGGACACUCGACUGCGACACAUGAGCGUACCACCAAAUCAAACCCGGGGGCAACGCUAAAAAGUUAUCCAACAAGAUGCUCCACAUGUGGCGCUGAGACUCCCAUGCCAGUCCUCUACAGAAAAUCCUUCAAGAAGUAUCCUGAGUGGGAAUUUGAGGAUAUUUAUAACCAGGAUGCUCCACCCAGGCAGUCUGUAAGCAUGCUAUGACAAGAACAGACAGAAACAUAACAAAUAAUUAACUUUUGUGGGUAGUGGGGUAAUCUGCUCAGUUGUGCGUUUUUGGUGUGAGCUGUAUGGUUGUUUUUUUGCUUUUUCCUUAAAACUUUACAGCAAUUCUUCCAAUUUCAUUUGUUGUUGUUUUUGUCGAUCUGUUGCUCUGUUGGAUUUUUUUCCUGCUGUAAUAUGAAAUCAAUGGUUUUAGUCACAUUGAAAAGGUGGAAAUAAACUUUUCUUCUAUUUAUUUUUUACUUUA
Messenger RNA from Cyclopterus lumpus (lumpfish), 2348 nucleotides. RefSeq lists its product as uncharacterized. The record is from RefSeq and is a predicted model, not a curated record. Lineage: Eukaryota; Metazoa; Chordata; Actinopteri; Perciformes; Cyclopteridae. The transcript is spliced from 4 exons. The coding region runs from base 176 to 904 and encodes 242 amino acids.